This is a messenger RNA of Equus caballus (horse), 5042 nucleotides long. It is a transcript of the gene TMX4, whose product is annotated as thioredoxin related transmembrane protein 4. Gene Ontology annotation, molecular function: disulfide oxidoreductase activity. The record is from RefSeq and is a predicted model, not a curated record. NCBI's taxonomy places the organism in Eukaryota, Metazoa, Chordata, Mammalia, Perissodactyla, Equidae. Gene Ontology annotation, cellular component: endomembrane system.
AAGAGGCGGCGCGGCCGCCCGCGUCCGGAGCGGGGUCUGGGGUGCGGCGGGCGGAGGCGGGGCGACCCGGCGUCUCCUCCGACCACCUGGAAAGGCCCCGUCUGGCAGGGAAGCGAGGCCGCGGGUCCGUCGCCGCUUUCCCCGCACCCAGCGCCGAGGAGCCUCGCUCCGCGCGCCAACAUGGCGGCCGGGCGCUGCGGCCCGCUGCUGACGGCGCUGGUGGCCGCCUGGGUCGCGGCGGCGGCGGCGGCGGAGGCCGGCCCCGAGCAGGCCGCGCUGCCUGAGGAGCGCAGCCGGGUGCGGCCCAUGACCGCCUCCAACUGGACGCUGGUGAUGGAGGGAGAGUGGAUGCUGAAAUUUUAUGCCCCUUGGUGUCCAUCCUGCCAGCAGACUGAUUCAGAAUGGGAGACAUUUGCAAAGAAUGGUGACUUACUUCAGAUCAGCGUGGGGAAGGUAGAUGUCAUUCAAGAACCAGGUUUGAGUGGCCGCUUCUUUGUCACCACUCUCCCGGCGUUUUUCCAUGCAAAGGAUGGAAUAUUCCGCCGUUAUCGUGGCCCAGGAAUCUACGAAGACCUGCAGAAUUAUAUCUUAGAGAAGAAAUGGCAAUCAGUUGAGCCUCUGACUGGCUGGAAGUCCCCCGCUUCUCUAACGAUGUCUGGAAUGGCUGGUCUCUUUAGCAUCUCUGGCAAGAUAUGGCAUCUUCACAACUAUUUCACAGUGACCCUUGGAAUUCCUGCUUGGUGUUCUUACGUCUUUUUCGUCCUAGCCACCUUGAUUUUUGGCCUUCUCAUGGGUCUGGUCUUGGUGGUCAUAUCAGAAUGUUUCUAUGUGCCACUUCCAAGGCAUUUAUCUGAACAUUCCGAGCAGAAUCAGGAGUCAGAGGAGGCUCAUCGGGCUGAACAGUUGCAGGAUGCAGAGGAGGAAAAAGAUGAUUCAAAUGAAGAAGAAAACAAGGACAGCCUUGUAGAUGAUGAAGAGGAGAAAGAAGACCUUGGCGAUGAGGACGAAGCAGAGGAGGAGGAGGAGGAAGACAGCCUGGCUCCUGGUGUGGAUGAGGAGAGGAAUGACACCCAGGACCAGGGGCCUUUGCGAGAGGCCCAGGAGGACCUCGACGCCCAUGAGACUGAAGAAGACGUCCCUGAGCCACCCUCUUCAGCUGACACAGAGGUGGCGGAAGACACGUUGAGGCAGCGCAAAAGUCAGCAUGCCGAUAAGGGACCAUAGGUUUAAUGACAGUAUUUCCAAGAACACAGACCACAGGAAUGUGUCAGCUUUCCUCUGGUCUGCAGUUUAAACCAAAUCCUUAUUUCUUCCUGAAUGAACAAGCUUCUCUUUAAAAAAAGCAAUCUAUAGUCAUGUAGUCUCAUGGCAUUAAGCCUCAUAUAUAUUAAUGAGAAUCUUUAGAGCAUGACAAUCAGGAUACAAAACAACAAACAUGGUGUUAGGAUCUGUUUGGGGACUUGGGAUGGGCACCAGUUUAUAUCCUUGGGGCUGGGGAGUUUUGACCAGAGGAUGCCCCCCUCAGCCCUGAUGAGCACUGUUCGUAGAUGAGGCUUCAGGCUCCGUAAAAUGGGAGCGGAGCAGCCUGAGCAUCCUCAGAGUGUCACAGGAGUCUGACUUCCUCUUGCUGUGUUAAGUAUUUGUUUUUGUCAAGCUCUAAGAAACUCCAGGCACCACUGUGCAGGGAUGCUUUUUAGAGAUAGAAAUUGAGAGGGCCCUGGAUAUGAUUGUAGAAAAGAGUUUGAAAUUCAUCCCCACUCUCUGAAGCUCCUUUUUUAUGUUUUAUUUCUUCUCUUUCACAUUUCCAGCUUUCUCCGCAGGCGCCCCCACUCGUCACAAUCCUGCCUCUGAGAGGGCUCGGGCAGCCUCGGGGGUGACGUGAGCUGCCUUCAUUCUGACUUAAGGGUUUGGAUAAUCAGGGACCGCAGCUCACGAAGCUGUGAUUGCCAAGCGUCUCGAAUGAAGUGUCGUAACUUUUGGAGAUUCAAAAGGAAGUAGGGAUUUUACAGGAGAGAUUUUUGUCGUUUUUUUGCCAAAAUUUAGUAAUUUUUUUUCAAAAAGUUCCUUUAGCAAUCUUCUUUUUGAAGCCAGCAGUCUCCGACUCUUGCCAGGACAAGGUAGUCUUGUGAAGAAAGCUUGAAUACUGUGUUGUUUUGUUUCCAUCUCAAGGGGUUCCCUGGCUCUCGAACCAUAUUAAUAAUAACUGGAAAACCAUUUCUGGUUUUCCUUCAGUGAUGUGCUUUUGCUGAAAGAAUUAAUGAAAGUGAAUAUCUAGAAAUGAAAGAUUUGGUUUCGUUUCCUUCUUCCUUAAUCUCGUAAAGAGUUUUAUCCCUGUAAAUCUCUCAAUACUCAAUCUACUAAAAGUACCCUGGGGGCCCAGUUUCUUUGAAAAAAUCCAUCCAUCUACUUCUGCCUUACCUAAUUUAUGUCUUAGAAUAAAUUUGUAAAAUUAGAUUCCAAGCUUAUGAAAGAUGUCUAAAGUUGAUCCUAUGUCCCUUGGGUCCAGACAGAAUAAUAAGUAAUACAGGUUUAUGAAAUUCAGAAAGUUUCUGUAGUUUUUAAAAAGAAAUAUGCAAUACACUCCUGUCAGGCUCUUUAAGUAAGCCUUACCUUGUGUUAGCUUUGCAGGGCUCACGGAGGGCGAGGUCCUGAAACUGCUCCCUGGUGCGGUGGAGUGAGCCUGUUGGGAGCUGCACACAAAGGGAGUUUUCAUUCUGACCGAAUCCAAUUUCUAGAUGGUUACUUUUCAUCUUUCCAACUCAGUUACCUGACAGUCUUAUCCCAGUUGAGGUACCGUGAGGUUCAUUACGAGUCGCCGAUAGUUUUUCUCUUCUGAUACCGACGUGACCUCUUGUUUGAAGUAUUCACCGAGCUGACCAGGAAAACCUUGACUUUUGCUCAUUUCUCGCCCCUCCCGCCAUGUGGGUCUCAGACAUCCUCUCCCAAAGUGCCAUGGUUCUGGUGGUGGCAGCUCCGUGUCCCUGAUACCAGGAAGCCUUCCUGGAUCAGAGCUGAGCCCGGCCUACCCUCUUGUCCCUGGAUUUCUUUCUCUCAUAAUCAGCUGGAACAGUUUUCAAGGAUCAUUAAGUUCAACUUCAGAGCUAUGGAAUAAGAAAGGUUUCAUAGUAGCUUUUCUGUAUAGUGCCCCCUGUGCCAUAUUGAAAUAUUUGGCUUUUUAAAAGUGGAGUAUUUGACUAGAGAGGCAGGAAUGAAGAAGUAAAAUCUGCUUUGGCUUUUUAUAAAUGUAAGGCCAAUUUCCAAUUGGACCCCAAAUAGUACCUAAUUCUAAGAAAAAUGUAUUUUCUUUCUCAGCAAUACGUUAAAAAAUUGGCAGAAGAGGAGCAAACAGUUUGGAGAAGACGGUCCAUUAAAAAUUGAAGUGUCUGGCUAUAGGAACCAUUUUUCUUGUUUUUCCUUUUUUUUUUUUUAACAUCCUGGCAAAACGUAGGGUUUUUACUAAAUAGCUUGGUAAGUACACAUAUAAUUUAAUUUGUUUCCACUUGAGGCCUUUAGGUUUGUUUUUAAUACUUAAUGAAUAUAAAACUAAAGGAAAAAAGCCAACCUAAAGUAAUUUAAAAUUAGAUUAACAUUUCAGUUGGAUUUUAUGGAUUUUUCUCCUGUAGAUAAUAUAUUUAAUCCAAAAGUCAAGUGCAUGGAAACAUGAUUUUGAUUUAAAAAUAAAAACAAUCAUGCUUCCCCCUGUUGCAAUAUUAGUUAUUGAAUUACAGAAUAGAACUUUAUAUAAAUAAAAAUUAGCUAAAUUAAAUAAAAGUAACUGGAUCUUGGAAUGGUGAUACGGAGCGUUCUGUGUGAGUAGUUGGAGCAGGAUGGGUGCCUUUUCACUGAUUAGGAGGAACGUUUGAUCUUUAGCUACCUUUUUCCUAGUUUCUUUUGUUAUUCAUCUCUUGCAAGAUCUGCUAAACUACCCCAACUUGCUGAGAGAGAUCAUAGGGCAGCAACAUAGAGAUGGUGCCACUUCUUUCUUUCCCUUUGAAGUGUCAGCAGUGAUUGGGGUGAGAGGUGGGGCACGUGGAGUUCACGGGGCCUUGCACUGCGGGGCGGGCGCGUACUUAAACCUGAUCUCCUGCAUGUGAUCCCUGUUAGCCACAGGCCUCCAUAGUUACAGAAAGGAAUCUCAAAUCACGCUGAGUCAAAAGUAAACAAGCUUUGUCCGGGUUGACUUCUGACAGUGGAGAAAGCCAAAUUUUUACUUGUCUACGGCCAAAACCCCUGUUUAUCGCCAAGGUGUUGCUCCAUGAUCUGGGUGUGUAUAAGCCUGCAGAGCCAGCAUCCUGGAACACCUUUGGAAUAGAUGAUAAAAAUAUCUUUUAAAUAAGUUCUUAGCACAUGACUUCUUAUUACCAAGUCCCUUAAGAGCGGAGCCUAUAUGCUGCUUUACAGGAUGAGAAACCUUAAGGACUCCAAAAAAAGGUUGAAACAACAGGGCACCCCUGAUGUUGCAGCAUAAGACCUGGAAUUGGUGUGAAGGGAGAGGUUGGUGCUUUUGCUAAUAUGCAUCAAUAGUUUACCUAUGUCCUUCAUUUCGGUGUUGAAGUUGUUUCUGCCAGUGUUAUAAAUGUGUGGUUGACCCAUCCUGUCAAAUAUAAGAAAUUUUGGAAAGUAUUCAUGUAAAUCUUUCGUGCCAACAGAAAUGUUCCUUCUUGUUUAGUAUCUCUUUAUCUCAGUCCUACAUUUUGCUCCUCUUGAGAAGAUGAUAGCUCGUCUUGAAAAGCCAAAUGUGGAGUCAUUAAGUCUGAUGAAGCCUGAUGCGGUGGCUUUUUGGGCAUCUUUCCUGACCCAGGAGGGUUGACUGGAAGGGCUUUGAGAGUUUCAGACCAGGACAUGGCCUUCAGAUGGCUUAUUCUCAGUGAAGUUUCAUGUGACCUGUGACGCUGUAUGUGUGUGACUUACAGAACUUUAACAUGUUUCUGAUGUAGUGUAAUCAUAAUUUGUUACUAAAUAGCCUCUUCAUGCAGAUGCAAUUUUUAUACUAAAAAUACUGUUUAUUUGUAUUGCAAUUCGUUAUAAAUUCGUUAUCCAUA